UGCAUAGGGUAUGCUUAAGCACUAGAGAAGAGGAAAUAUAUACUUAAAAACCAUCAGGCUCAGUGUGAAGAAAGCAUUGGUUUUCCAUGCAGCUAUGAAUUAAGAAAAUACAAAAGAAAUCUGAGUGCCCCUUAAGAAGGGAAGGCCUUGGAAAAAGGAAGAGCAGGAGGAAGAGCAGAAAAUUCAGCAUGACGGAAGCAUUCCCAGAAGCGACAACUGAAUUUGCGUAUGAUGAAUAUGCUUUUCUCUGCAACAAAAUCAACAUCCAGGAAUUUGGGAAAGUAUUUCUGCCAGUAUUUUACAUUGCAGUAUUUGCCUUUGGCCUCAUAGGGAAUCUACUGGUGGUUUUUGCCAUUGUGAAAGAAGGCAGUAAAAAGAGCAUUACUGACAUUUAUCUCCUGAACUUGGCAGCCUCAGACCUUCUCUUUGUGAUCUCCCUUCCCUUCUGGGCUUCCAGCGUGGUGCAUGGAUGGACCCUCGGGACGAUCUCAUGCAAAGUUGUUUCCUCGCUGUAUUAUAUUGGUUUCUUUGGGGGCAUGUUUUUUAUCACUGUUAUCAGUAUUGACAGAUACCUAGCUAUCGUCCGUGCAACAUAUUCUCUGAAGUCCCGAACAAGGAGCCAUGGCUUUCUGAUAGCUUGUAGCUUAUGGGCAAUGGCAAUUUUAGCUUCAGUGCCACAUUUCGUGUUCACCCAAAAGUUAGAAACUGACUGCAUUCCUGUGUACCCUGAUGAGCUUAAGAAUAUCUGGUUGGUGUUCUGCAAUAUGGAAUUGAACACCAUAGGCUUUUUUAUCCCAGUCUGUAUCAUGUGCUAUUGCUACUUUGGGAUCAUCAAAACCCUGCUAUCCUGCAAAAAUCAGAAAAAAACACGAGCCAUAAAAUUGAUCUUGGUUGUGGUGGUUGUGUUUUUUCUGUUUUGGUCCCCCUACAAUGUGCUGAUUUUUCUAGAAACUUUAAAGCACUAUGAGUUAUUUGUAAGUUGCAACCAAAUUAAAUCAUUGGACUAUGCUAUGUACCUGACUGAAACUGUUGCAUUCAGCCACUGUUGUCUCAAUCCUGUUAUCUAUGCUUUUGCUGGGGAAAAAUUCAGGAAAUACCUUUAUCAUAUCUGCUUAAAGUACUGUCCAUUCAUGUGUUUCUGUGGGCCUUGCAACCGCUACCAGGUCAGUUCUUCGACUAAUCAUGCAGAAAGCAUCGUGAACAGCAACAUAACCUUAAAUACCAAUGACCAGGAUGGCUCUGUCUUCCUCUGAAAAGCUCUGUGAAGAAGAAAUCUGUGUAAGCCUGUCUUCCACAGGGCUGGCAGCCACUGAGAGAUUUCCAUUACCCAUAAGAAAAGACUUAUGACCUCAGUGAAUAACUGGCAUGGCUCUUGUUAAGCAUUAAAUAUUCCACAACAGUAAAUAUUUAAAAAACAAAAGUAGUACAAUAUGUCAAGGCUGAAUUUAGAAUUGAAUCAAGAGAAAGGAAGAGGGAAAACAGAAGAAAAAACAGCACUCUGUGCCUAGAACAGAAGAUGGAGAAGA
Struthio camelus australis is the source of this 1526-nucleotide messenger RNA. RefSeq names its product C-X3-C motif chemokine receptor 1 (gene CX3CR1). The record is from RefSeq and is a predicted model, not a curated record. Gene Ontology annotation, biological process: positive regulation of cytosolic calcium ion concentration; immune response; cell chemotaxis. Gene Ontology annotation, molecular function: C-C chemokine receptor activity; C-C chemokine binding. Gene Ontology annotation, cellular component: external side of plasma membrane; membrane. NCBI's taxonomy places the organism in Eukaryota, Metazoa, Chordata, Aves, Struthioniformes, Struthionidae.